GCGUACCAAGCACGGCGGGGAGAGGCGCGCGCGAUGCCGCCGCCGCCGCGGGCCGCCGCCACCGUGACCUCUGCUCCUUGCCGCCGCGUCUCCGCUCGGUGCCGCGGAGAGGCUCGGCCGCCGCCGCCCCGGCCCUACAAUGCGGGGCGGGAACCUCUCCCCUUCCCCCGCCCUCCCUCAGCAAUGGGAGUUCCCGCGCAUCCCGGAAGAGGGGACCGGCCACUUCCGCCUGCCGGGACCGGACCGCUGCCGCCACCAUGACCGCCACACUGCGCCCGUACCUGAACGCGGUGCGCGCCACGCUGCAGGCCGCCCUGUGCCUCGAGAACUUCUCCUCGCAGGUGGUGGAGCGGCACAACAAGCCCGAGGUGGAAGUCAGGAGCAGCAAAGAGCUGCUGUUGCAGCCGGUGAUCAUCAGCAGGAACGAGAAGGAGAAGGUCCUCAUCGAGGGCUCUAUUAACUCGGUGCGCGUGAGCAUCGCGGUGAAGCAGGCCGAUGAGAUCGAGAAGAUCUUGUGCCACAAAUUCAUGCGCUUCAUGAUGAUGAGGGCUGAGAACUUCUUCAUCCUGCGCAGGAAGCCUGUGGAGGGCUACGACAUCAGCUUCUUGAUCACAAACUUCCACACGGAGCAGAUGUACAAGCACAAGCUGGUGGACUUUGUCAUCCACUUCAUGGAGGAGAUCGACAAGGAGAUCAGCGAGAUGAAGCUCUCUGUCAAUGCCAGGGCCCGCAUCGUGGCAGAGGAGUUCCUCAAAAACUUUUAGACCGUGGUGCAGGACCCCGUGGCUCCCCGACGCUUGUGCCUGCCAGGCACCUCCUGCCUGCGCCUGCUGCUGCGGACGGCCGGG
Messenger RNA from Colius striatus (speckled mousebird), 848 nucleotides. RefSeq names its product actin related protein 2/3 complex subunit 4 (gene ARPC4). The transcript has 6 exons. Gene Ontology annotation, molecular function: actin filament binding. The coding region runs from base 258 to 764 and encodes 168 amino acids. Gene Ontology annotation, cellular component: Arp2/3 protein complex; actin cytoskeleton. NCBI's taxonomy places the organism in Eukaryota, Metazoa, Chordata, Aves, Coliiformes, Coliidae. The record is from RefSeq and is a predicted model, not a curated record. Gene Ontology annotation, biological process: actin filament polymerization; Arp2/3 complex-mediated actin nucleation.